CUUAGUCAAUUGGACUGUCCUUAUUAGUGGUUCAGUCUCAGGCGCUCAAGCAGUACCUCACACACGAAUCCACCGAGAAACAUUUGUAUUCUCAUAUACACAUACUCGGGAUAUCUGAUUGGUGCACACAUUGAUUUCGUUACUUCUGUUCGAAAGAAUUCAAGCGUGUUAAGCGUGUGCACCCGUCUUCUCGCUCUCCCAAACACACAUAUAUAUAUAUAUAAAUUUACCUACAAAAAAAUACUUUUGAAGUACGCAAACUGAUUGCUACGUAUAUAUACGUGGGUUCUGUUUGAUGCUGGUUGGAAGGAAUGAAACAAAUCGCCAGCCCAUGACCUAAAAACCAAAAGCUAAACGAAAACAGAGAAGAAAAAGAAAAACGGGAAAAACAAGCUUAUACAAAACUAUCCCCUCUAGACAACAAUGGCUUCACUAAGCAGAAAUCUGGGGAGUUUUCGAAACCUCUCUCUAUGUAAUCGUCUGUGUAAGAUCUACGACAUCCGAACAGUGACUUCCAACAACAGUUUCAGUCGGUGCCAGAUCAUGGGACAACUACCGGCAGUUUACAUGCUGUCUCGUAGGGAUUCAUCCAGUUUAUUGGCCAAGAACUAUCCCGAGUUUGAACUGUUCCAGUCCAGGCAUUUAGGUCCUCGUGUAAAGGAGACACAAGCCAUGUUAGAGUUCAUUGGUUAUUCCGAUAUGGAUUCUUUCAUUGGCAAGACAAUGCCUGCAUCAAUACACUUUAAGGAAGAUCUCAAACUUGACAGUCCUUUAGGAGAAAGCCAAACUCUGCAAAAAUUACAAGAAAUUGCUCAGAAGAAUAUGCUUUGGAAGAACUACAUUGGUAUGGGUUACUAUAACACACAGAUGCCAUAUGCCAUCUUGAGAAACUUCUUUGAAAAUGUAGGAUGGUUGACCCCAUACACACCAUACCAGGCUGAAAUAGCACAAGGGCGACUUGAAAGCUUGACAAACUAUCAAACAAUGGUCUCUGACCUGACUGGGCUGGAGUUUGCCAAUGCCUCCUUACUGGACGAGAGCACAGCAGCUGCUGAAGCUAUGACCAUGUGUGUCAGACAUAACAAGAGGACAAGGUUCUAUGUAGACGUCAACUGUCAUCCGCAGACAAUCGCUGUGGUUGAAACCAGAGCCAAGAUGCUUAGUCUGGAUGUGGUCGUUGAAGAUGCUGAGAAGAUGGACUUCAGUCACAAUGACAUUGCUGGAGUCCUGCUGCAAUACCCUGAUACCAAUGGUAAAGUUCAGGACUUUGGUGAUGUCAUCAGCAGGGCACAUCAGGCCAAGACCCUUGUCACCCUUGCUACUGAUCUGUUAGCGCUGACCCUGUUAAAGUCCCCAGGAGAACUUGGUGCUGAUAUUGCAGUUGGUUCAAGUCAGCGUUUUGGUGUUCCCCUUGGAUAUGGUGGGCCACAUGCUGCUUUCAUGUCCACCAAGAACACGUUCCGUCGGAGUAUUCCUGGACGUCUUGUAGGAGUGGCCAGAGAUGCACAAGGUAACCUUGCAUACCGUUUGGCUCUACAGACCCGCGAACAACACAUUAGGAGAGACAAAGCUACCAGUAAUAUAUGUACUGCUCAGGCACUCUUGGCUAAUAUAGCUGCCAUGUAUGCAGUUUACCAUGGCCCAGAAGGACUUAAAACUAUUGGUAACAAAGUACAUUACGGAACUCUUCUGUUAAAAGAAGGUAUCCGUCAAGCUGGCCACACUCUUCACACUGACUUUGUCUUUGACACGGUGAAGUUCCUCCCAAACGGUAACUUAACAGCACUGAAAGAGAGAGCAAAUGAGAAAAUGGUCAAUUUGAGAUACUUCCAUGAUGGAUGGGUUUCUAUCUCUAUGGAUGAAACAGUUUCUGUGAAGGACCUCAAUGACCUCUUCACCAUUGUUGGAUCACCUAAAACUGCUGAAGAAUUGUCUGGAGUUAUUGGUGAGAAGCCAGUUGACAGUAUUGGUCAAAGCCAUUUAAAAAGGACGUCUUCAUAUCUCACACACGCUGUCUUUAACAGAUAUCAUUCUGAGACCAACAUUGUGCGUUACAUGAAAAUGCUGGAAAACAAAGACCUCUCGCUGGUUCACUCGAUGAUACCUCUAGGUUCCUGUACCAUGAAACUGAAUGCUUCUUCAGAGCUGAUUCCAUGUUCCUGGAAUGAAUUCACAUCUUUGCAUCCAUUUGCACCCAAAGAACAAGCUGAAGGUUACAUAGAGAUGUUCAAAAGCCUUGAGAAAGAUCUCUGUGAGAUUACAGGCUUCGACAAAAUCUCUUUCCAACCAAAUAGUGGUGCUCAGGGUGAAUAUGCAGGACUCUGCUCCAUCAUGGCCUACCUCAGUGACCAUGGUGAAACACAGAGAAACGUAUGUCUAAUCCCUAUCUCAGCCCAUGGAACCAAUCCUGCCAGUGCACAGAUGGCAGGCAUGAAAAUUCAAGUCGUCCGAGUUGCAGCAGACGGAGCCAUUGACAAGGAACACCUCAAAGAAAUGGUGGAGAAACACAAGGAUACCCUUGCUUGUCUCAUGGUGACUUACCCUUCUACUCAUGGGGUGUUUGAUGAAGACAUUAGGGAAAUUUGUGAUUUGAUUCAUUCUCAUGGUGGUUUUGUUUAUUUGGAUGGUGCCAACAUGAAUGCACAGGUUGGUCUGUGUCGUCCUGGAGACUAUGGUGCUGAUGUAUGCCAUCUAAAUCUUCACAAGACAUUCUGCAUCCCCCAUGGUGGUGGUGGUCCAGGAAUGGGUCCAAUCGGAGUGAAGAAGUUGUUAGCGCCCUAUUUGCCAGGCCAUCCUGUUAUUGAUCCCUUCGAUUCUGGUGAAUCCAGCAGCAAAUCUCUAGGGGUCAUCUCUGCAGCUCCCUAUGGUUCCAGUCUGAUUUUGCCAAUAUCCUGGACCUACAUCAAAAUGAUGGGUCCUCAGGGUUUGAAGAAAGCAUCACAGCUAGCAAUUCUCUGUGCCAACUACAUGAGUUACAGACUGAAGGGACAUUACAAAAUACUCUAUACCAAUAAAAAUAAUCUGGUGGCCCAUGAGUUUAUUGUAGAUUGUAGACCUUUCAAGAAACUUGCCAACGUUGAAGCUGUUGAUAUUGCCAAAAGACUGCAAGAUUAUGGAUUCCAUGCUCCUACCAUGUCAUGGCCAGUGACUGGGACACUAAUGUUAGAACCAACAGAAUGUGAAGACAAAGAUGAACUAGACAGAUACUGUGAUUCUUUGAUUGCAAUCCGUCAAGAAAUCCAAGAUAUCACCGAUGGAAAGCUGGAUCGUAAAGUUAAUCCAUUGACUAUGGCACCACACUCUCAGUCUGUUGUCAUGGCAACCAAUUGGGACAGACCAUAUUCCAGAGAAAUUGCAGCAUUUCCUGCCUCAUUCAUCAGGCCAGAAAAUAAAAGGUGGCCAGCUGUCGGUAGGAUAGAUGAUGUAUACGGUGACCAGAAUCUAGUGUGUUCGUGUCCACCAAUGGAGGCUUACGAAUCGCCUUUCAUGAAAGAAUCAGCCAAUGAAAAUCUACAAGAGCGAAGAGCAUCCAACUAAAAAUUGAAGGAAUGAAGAAAUGACAGACAACAUAAAACAAUGAAAAAAAAAGACGUGUCAAUACAUAUAUAUAUAUAUAUAUAUAUAUAUAUAUUGUCAGUAGUUGAUAUAUCUCUAAAAGAAGCACACUCUAAAACAUUAGAGCAGUAAUGUAUUUUUUUAGGAAGUUAAAAGAUAUGGCCAGUUAUAGCGUGACCAUUGGUUUUGCUCCUUUAAAAUGCUUAGCAUUAUAAGUGACUCAUCAAACUGAGAUAUGUCUGACGAGUCGCCUAUACUGCUAAGUGCUUUAUAGGUGUGAAGCCAUUGGUCACUCUGUAACUGGUCAUAACUUUUAAUUCUUGAAAUAUACAUAUGAAAAGAAGAGCAUUCCUUGAAGUAAAAGUGCGAAGAUAAAGAGCUUCUUACAAAUUGAAAAGGAAAAAAAUUAAUAACUUUUAUAUAUUCUAGACAUCAUUAGAAGUGAUCAGGGGUCAAGAAAUGUUACUCCAUACAGUAAGGGCCCUGUUGAUUGUUAUGGCUGCUUACAUUUGAUCAUGGGUAUUUGUACCUAAAAUAUAUAAGGGUUAAUAAACUUUUCCCUUUUUACAUUAUAAGAAGCUCUCUGUCUUAAUUAUUUUACUAUUUUGCUGCUUCACACACUUAAAUACAUAUAUAGUUUCGUCGCUUUGAGACCGUGACCUCUUCACUGACAAAAUUCCGUGCUCACGGAAUUUUGUCAGUGAACAGGUCGCGGUCUUAAAGUGAUGAAAAUAAUUUGGCAAAUUAAAUCUAAAUGUUGAAGAGAAUCUAACGGUUUUUGUGUGUUUUUAAAUGUCUUAUACACACCUUCCAUGCUGCAAUUGUUUUUGUGUGUGUGUGUGUAUAUAUAUAUCAGGAAAAGUAUAUGUGCAUGAAACAGCUUUAGAUUAAAAUAACAGUGUGUAUAACAUUUAUAAUAUAUAUACAAAUGUGGAUUGGCACUGGCUGGAAUGUCUCAGAGAAUCUUCUCAAUGAGUACUGUGUUUUUUUUUUAACAUAAAUCUCUGGGAAGUUUCGCUGUUCAAUGUUUGUAUAUACAUAAAUGUUAUUCACACCAGUGUGUGGGUGUGAAAAUAAUUUUUUUGAUGCAGUAUAAAAUAUGUGUGUGUGUGUGUGUGUUUAUUCUUUUGUAUGUACAAAUGAAAAGGAAACUAUUUCACUCAAUACAAGUAUUAGAGUUUAUUUUUAUAAAUUAAGAAUCUGAAGUUUUAGGCAUUUGCUCUGUUGUGUCUGUAAACUGUUGGAAACCAAGAAAAUUUGAAACAGCAAUGGAGCAAAACAAACUUCAAAUGAGUGUUACUAUGAGUGUAGAUAGCACUACUGUAUUCUGUCUCCAAAUGUAAAAGUCUUUAAUGUUUCACCAGGUGGUGAAGUAGUGGUUUCUAUUCCUUCUACCAUGAUACCAGAGCUACCCUGGCUCACACCUGUUGGGGGUCCCCAUUAUGUAGGUGACAUGACUCCUGCUGCAUAACAGUACAAAAUGAGUUGGAUCCAAUAAUGUGAUUCUGAGAUGGAUAUAUAGGUGUGUGCACAUGUGUGCAAUGAAAAUGCAUGAACACAUUGGGCUGCAUGAUUUACUUAUUUUGAAGCAUUUUCAAUGAUUUAGAGAAUUCCAGUUAGAUUUUUACUUUCCCCCAUUAUUGCUUAUCCCAGUUCUAAUUACACUAUUUUUUGUCCAUUAAAAAUUUUUUUGGGAUGUACUGUAAAAAAUAGUUUUAAUGAGAAAAGGAUAUUUUUAUUUUUCAACAGUCUUUUGUCUAAAAGGAUAAGACCACAGUUAAGGCUUUAAUGAAUUGAACCAAUGUCUAAGAGAUAUGAGGUCACAUUUAAAAAGACUUCUAAAAAUUGUUUGAAAAUAAAUUUAAAGACUGCUUAUCAGAGGCAGCUAAAAAUGGUUUCUAGUCACCUCUGAUGGGCAGUCUCAACACCACACUUUCAGUUGCAGUUCAUACUGGAGUUUGAGUGGUAAACCAAACUAAGCACUCAUAGUAUAUACCUGUUACUUUACCUCAGUUGAUGAAAACUUCUUAUAUAUUUUGUAAAACCAGAUUUAAAUGUUUUGAAGUCUUGAUGUCAAAGUCAAAGGGCUCUUCAUGGUUUGAAAGAUCAUUACUUAAAAUUGGCUGAACCUGUUGAAAGAAUAAGAGUAAUACAAGUGUGACACUGAUUUUCCGAAAUCUUUGGUUCCAAAGCCAAUCUGGGUUAUUGAUUUUUUGGAACCAGGGGUUCUAAAUUUGCUUAAAAAGUUGAAUGAAAUAUAUUAGUACAAAUAAUACAAGUUUAUUAAUACUGUACUGUACCAGGUACCAGUAAACUAGUUUUGAUGACCAUUGGAAUUUGAAGUUCCUGCUUGUAAAUUAGCAUGGAUUGUAAACAAUUCCAGACCUUCAGUGUCCAGAAACUUAGUGUUGUACCUGUACUUGAUACUUGUAUUUCUUUUAAUGGUUGUUAUUGGCUUGACUAAUUUUUUGUGAGUUUUUAAGACAGACUCUAAACUUUGAUUCAAUUUAAAUGUGCUGACAGGAGACAUAACUGAAGAUUUAAACCUUAAUUUUACAUGCAUUUGUCAACCAAUUAUGAGAAUGGAUUUAAAAUAUACAGCGUGGAAAUUUAACAAAUUUCAUCUCAAAUUUUUUUUCCUCCCAAAUUUUCCUACGAAAUGGCUAAUCCUAAGUUUUACAAUAGUUUGAAUGGUAUGAAAGUUGUUGGUAAAAAUAGUUAGACUAUAUUUUUUAACAAAUAACUCUUUCCUAUAUAACAUAUAAUCACUGCAACAUAUAUGAAAGAAAUGACUAGGAUAUAGACCCAGUCUAUAUCAUCAAAUACAAGAUGUCAGAUUUUCAAUAAAAAAAAAAGGUGGAAAGCAUAA
Molecule: messenger RNA, 6424 nt
Organism: Octopus bimaculoides (California two-spot octopus)
Lineage: Eukaryota; Metazoa; Mollusca; Cephalopoda; Octopoda; Octopodidae
Product: glycine dehydrogenase (decarboxylating), mitochondrial
Biological process (GO): glycine decarboxylation via glycine cleavage system
Cellular component (GO): glycine cleavage complex; mitochondrion
Molecular function (GO): pyridoxal phosphate binding; glycine binding; glycine dehydrogenase (decarboxylating) activity
Source: RefSeq, a predicted model, not a curated record